GAGCCGCUCCGAGUCGGGCCGCGGCAAGCCGCGGCCCCGAGUCGGUCCAGCGGCCGCCUGCGGCGCGGCCUUCCGCGUCCGAAAACCCGGACACGGCCAUCUUAGGUGCUGUGCCAGGCUUCGCCGAGGCAGGGACCGUGAAUCGCGAGUUCUGGCGGGCCACGCGGUGUCUUCGAGCCCUCGGGGGCGGCCCCGAGGCGCGACGCCCGGCGUCGCCAACCUCCAGCGCCCAGCUCGAUCGCGCCCUUCGGCGGCCGGUUUGGGCCCCAAGAGUCGACGGGGCCCAGACCCCUCGAGGAAUCGUCCAACCUCUGUCGGCGACGGCUGACUCUCCUCCUCGUGCCGUUGGCUCUUCUACUAGAGCUGCGAGCACGAUCCGGCGAGAUGGACCAACUAGGAGAGGGACAGGCGGUCAUGGUCGGAGCUACCGGUGGAACCGUCCAGGUCGUCCAGAUGGGUCAAGGAGGGCAGGCGAUGAUGUUACCACCCGCUAUCCAGGUUGCGGCGCCGAACGGCCAGAUCCAGGUGGUUCCAGUUUCUAGUCUCGCCGGAGCGGGACAGCAGAUAGUUAUUCAACAACCGCAGACUCCGCAAAUAAUCCAGACUCCGGAUGGACAGACAUAUAUUUAUCAACCCGUGCAGUUGGAAGGACAGGUUCAACAAGCUCAACCUACAGUGAUAAACAUCAAUGGAAACCUGAUGCAAAUUGCUGGCACCACUGCGCAAACUACGAGUUCGGCGGCUACUACCACUCCUGUGCAGCCGCUCUCCAGUCCUACUACAACAGCAACUCAGGCAGGAAAUAUUGUCAUGAUGGUACCAGGGAAUAGUGGACAGACGCAAUUUCAGAGAGUCGCGUUACCUGGUCCCGAAUUCCUCGAAGAGGAACCCCUUUACGUGAAUGCCAAGCAGUAUAGACGCAUUUUGAAACGUCGUCAGGCCCGUGCAAAAUUGGAGGCCGAAGGAAAAAUCCCCAAGGAGCGGCCUAAAUAUCUUCACGAAUCGCGGCAUCGGCACGCGAUGAACAGAAUCCGCGGGGAAGGAGGGCGUUUCCACUCGGGUCAAGUUAAGAAACGGAAUCCGUCUUUCUCCAAUGAAUUCAGUAGAACAAACACGAGUACCAUGAUCACGCAACAUAUUACAACGUCGAGCACCAACACUAUCCGCACCAUCACGAUACCGGCAACCAGCACCGGAGUUCAGCAUCAUAACACCGAUAACAUGACGUCUGCCAUCAUAAUUGAGUAAAUACAUGGAGCUGAUCGUGAGUGCGAGUGAGUUGUGCAUUAUCUGUGACAGCAUGAUGUGAAUCGUUCAGUGGAAGAAGAGAAUAGUUACAAUUUGGUUUUGAAAAAAACAUCGCAAUGGAGUUUUCAUCUCUGCAAGGAGUUCAUGGCGUUCGGUCCAUGCUUUCUUCGAGUGGAACUACGACUUUGAAGCAUUCAUCGUGAUUGACCUGGACUAUCCAAUCGUGUGUCCGCGAUUAUUUUCUUCAAGUGGUAAAAGUUGAUGAUCGUCGAAGGUGUAAAUAGGUUUCUUCGGGAUCGUUUCUAUUCAGUUCCCUACUAAACUCGCUUCUGAUUCAUUAUAACGAAAGUCGCUUGCCUGUUGAGCUUAAAAAAUGUAUCGUUAAGACUUUACGAGCGAGAAGCAGGGCGGAAUUAUGUGAGAUCAAACGGUGCCACUCCAUAGGAGGAUCUAUGGUAGUGAUUUUAGGAAAUCGAGUUCUAGAAAUUUCGAGUGCAGUUUAUUGGGGAAAAGCAAGGAACAUCGAUGGGCAUGACUUCGACUUCGCAUCGAUUUCAUUUUCCUUAAACAUUGUUAUUAACAUGAUAUUCAACUAAUUCCAUCGAGUAUUCCGGUUCUGUAUAACACCGUCAAGAAUUAAGCCGUGAAAGAGUAAUAUUUUAGUUUAUAUUAAGGAAAAAGUUGCGAACUUACAUUUUUUUUUUGUUGUACAAUGAAUGGAUAGAUUUGAAUUGGCAUCGAAUACUGAGAGAUUGGUCAUGACUUUGUAGCGUGUCUCGCAGUCUGAACAUCCUCUAGGUUUGAUAUCCCGGAAUCCAUGAUUAAGUCGAACAAUCCACCAUCGAUAAGUAGAUAAAAUAGAUUCGGACAUCGGACGCGGAGAACGGCACUCGUCGGUCGAAUUUCGCGGGAGACUUCUUUACGAGUACAAUUUAUUAAUUUAAUGUAGAUAAGCUUGCGCGAGCUCGUUCUCAAACGAAGUUUACGUUAGAUAGUGGUAACUUAUUAAGCCGAUUAAAGAACGUUGUUGAAUAGCCCGAUUGUGUCGCCGUUUCGCGAUCGUCGAACCGUGAAUCGAUCUCGUCCAUAUUAAAAAAUUGGCGAUGGUUCCUAAUAAAAAACGAUAAGAAUUAUUAGAGAACUUAUACAAAAAAAAAUUACGAUCGCGUGUACUGGCGUAAAAAAAUAUGAAUUAUGUCCACUGUUCGAAUAUUUUCUAAAUUAAUGUAGAGAGAUUUUGAGGACAUUUUGUCAAAGGCGACAGGAUUUGAAAGUAUCGGAGAGCUGUGCGAUCGAGCGAAGGAUGUGUCUGACGGGGACGGAGCUUUUUUCGCUACCUUGAAUGAGUUAAAUAGCGAAGGAAGCUCCUGGGAGAGAACGCAGACAAUCUCGACAGUAGGGAGGUGUUUUUUACGAUUUCGAGUAACUCGGAAGUUGCGUCGCCUAUCUCGAUUAAGUUGUACAUACGUGUAUCAUGAGGAGAGUUCAUAGAGGCAACAGUGUGUGCGUGGACUAUAAAUAUACGAUCAGUGUGCGAGAGAGUGAGGCUGAGAGAAUUCAGAUAAAUGAGGGCAAAUUGCCAUACGAGCGACAAAUUAGUUCUGUUUUUGUACCGUUUCACAUGACGACUCAUUAGACAACGGAUUAUCAAA
Orussus abietinus is the source of this 2900-nucleotide messenger RNA. RefSeq names its product nuclear transcription factor Y subunit alpha (gene Nf-YA). Lineage: Eukaryota; Metazoa; Arthropoda; Insecta; Hymenoptera; Orussidae. The transcript has 7 exons. Gene Ontology annotation, cellular component: CCAAT-binding factor complex. Gene Ontology annotation, biological process: regulation of transcription by RNA polymerase II. Gene Ontology annotation, molecular function: RNA polymerase II cis-regulatory region sequence-specific DNA binding; DNA-binding transcription factor activity, RNA polymerase II-specific. The record is from RefSeq and is a predicted model, not a curated record. The coding region runs from base 385 to 1248 and encodes 287 amino acids.